Molecule: messenger RNA, 12178 nt
Organism: Coregonus clupeaformis (lake whitefish)
Lineage: Eukaryota; Metazoa; Chordata; Actinopteri; Salmoniformes; Salmonidae
Product: KICSTOR complex protein SZT2
Exons: 74
Coding region: 1-11676 (3891 amino acids)
Cellular component (GO): peroxisome
Source: RefSeq, a predicted model, not a curated record
AUGUCAGCCGGGGCCUGCAGAUACCCACGGACUUUCAUAGAACCCGCUAACGUUAGUUAUGCCAUACAAGGCAUGGCAGACAGACAGGACAAUGAGGUGGAUGAGGCAGACCAGGUGUACCUGCUGAUGAAGGAGGAGUACCGUAUCUCACGCAACGUAUGUCUGGCCUGGUUCCUGGGAAAGCUCAACCAGGUCAUCUGGCCUGCCCCAAAGUCUGAACUGCUGAACUCUGAGAAUGAGCUGGACCUGCUCAGCAUCCUUCCCAAGGGAUGGCAGACAGAUUUCUCCCCCUCCACCCUGCCGUACCUGCUGGUACCCUCCACCCGGGUCACCUUCCUGGCCCGCAGGUACCGCUUCAUCAUCGAGCUGGACCUCAGCCCCUCCACUGGCAUUGUGGAUGACAGCACAGGCAAGAUGAUAUUUGACGAGGUGUUCCAUGCCUUGUCACGAUGCUUAGCUGGACUUGUCCGACGCUUCAAAGUUCCAGGAACAGAUCUAUUAUUUCAGUCGGAAAUCUUCGUCACUAUCCUGGCUUAUUCCUCCAUCAUAGGGCUCAAUACACACCAGGUGUUGGUGCAGGGUUGUCAGCUGGAUCGUACAGACAUGGACAGUUUCCUACACCAGAUCUAUCAGCAGCUUCGGGCAGUGGAGAACAACAUAGCAGAGGUCCUACAACAACAGCACGGCCAUCUUCAACGGCAACAUGACCUUCUGCAGCAGCACGGCCAUCUUCAGCAGCCCGACCAGUUUGAUGGGCCAAUCCCAUGCCCCGGGUUCGGCAGUGACAUCAUCGUGGAGGAGGUGCCUGUGAGGAAACAUGGCAUUUCCAUGGUGACUGCAGAUGUAGGGCUGGUCAGCAUGGUGCAACAGGGCAUCCUAGCUCUACAGCUGCUGCCCCCCAACUCCAGCGCAGGCUUAAUCAUAAUUACAGAUGGGGUGACCAGUGUGCCUGAUGUGGCUGUGUGUGAGACCCUUCUGAACCAGCUCAGGAGUGGAACCAUCACCUGCUCCUUCAUUCAGGUGGGCGGGGCCUACUCGUACGACUGUAGUUUUGGGUACAUCCCUAACGUUGAGCUGAUGAAGUUCAUCUCCCUGGCGACCUUUGGCUCCUACCUGUCCAGCUGUCCUGAGCCUGACCUGGCCAGUCAGGAUAUGAAUACCUACCACAAGGCCUUCCUCACAUACUCUUUCCUCAAGACCAGCGAGUCCAUGAACCCUGAGUACUACUGUGUGUCUCAGCACAAGCUGUUCAACGAGCACCUAGUGUCAGCCAGUGGGAACCCUGCGUUAGUGAUGAGGAGGAAGAAGCACACAGAGAAGGAGGUGCACGCCCACCUGGUCAGUGUGGUGUCGGUCAGACUGAGAGAGGGAUACACCAUCAGGGAGAUCAACCUCACCAAAGGUGGCACGCAGCUGGAGGUGAAGCUGGUGUUGCUGUGGAAACACAACAUGCGUAUAGAGUACCUAGCGGUGGCCCCAUGGCCCCUGGACCCUGCCAAGAGGACCACCUGUGUAGAGGUCACCAUGGAGGGAAGCUACGACAUCCUCCAUGAUAUCAGCUGUACUCUGAGGAAACCCAUCACCUCCCCAUACCGCACCUCCAUCAUACGACGCUUCUGGAACACACUGCAGAGUAUAAACCAGACAGAUCAGAUGCUGGUCCACAUGCAGUCCUUUAACUCUCUCCCAGAGAACUACACCAUCCCUGAGAGCACCAAGAACGGAGUUCCUCUCUUCUACAUCCCACCUGGAUCCACCAUGCCGGUUCUCUCCCUCCAGCACAGCGGCUCUAAAGACUCCUCCCAGUCCCAGUUUGCGUCAUAUUGGAAGCCCAUCCUGUCCAUGGAUGCCAACUUCUGGCAGAGAUGGCUUCACAUGCACCGCAUCGCCAUCAUCCUGGAGCACGACAUGCCUGUGCCCAAGCACCUCCACACUGCCGGUAGCAACGGGCGUUUCAGCACCAUCCAGUGUCGUAUCUCUCACUCAGCCCUCACCUCCCUACUGAGGGACUGGAGCAGCUUCGUACUGGUGGAGGGAUACUCAUACGUCAAGCUCAUAUACAGUUCCUCUGACCAGCCCCCCAACUCCUUCUAUCUGGUGCGUCUGAUCUCCAAGGUCCCCUGUAUAGUUCUGAGGCUGGGCUUUCCUAUCGGCACCCUGGCCCACACCAGGAACAAGAUAGUGGAUGAGCUGCGGGAGCAGAUCCUGAGGCUUCACUUCCCUCAGCGCAUCCAGAACAAGGAGGCUACGCCCAAGACCAAGAGGAAGAUUCUGGGGUCCCCUCCUCUCCCUGCUCCCAAACCUGCGUUAUCUGACCGGCCAUGUGUGGUGGUCCUCAACAAACCUCUGGAGAAACUGCUCAUCAGCUACAAUAAGCUCCCGUCAGACUUCCGGACGCCCUUCAUUCUGAACAUGGAGAACUUCGCCCAGCCCCCCAGCAUGACCGCGCCACUCAGUAUGGCAGCCAAUCGGACGGCUUCGUCCACCCUAGCGUCUCUUUCGCGCUACUUUCUCCACCAACGGUGGGUGUGGGCGGUGCAGGGCGGCCCGGGAUCUACCGUUCCGCUGCAGGCUGUGGCUCAUAUACUGUCCAUGCUGUCUGAGAUUCGCCUCUCUGAGGGCUUUCAUUUUGCUGCCAGUGGAGAUGGCAUAGUCAACAUGGUGACUGAACUACCAAUGAAGGGGAUGCCAGAGGCGGUGGACAGAGAGAUUCACACCUGUAUUGUCCAGUAUAUCCUGUUUCCACCUCACUCCACCUCUACCAAGGACAGUUUCUCCACAGACGAUGACAACGAUACAGAGGUGGAAGCCAUCGAUGUGGACACCGAGCUCAACCUGGUGACCGAGUGUUGGGUAGAGCCUCAGAGUAGGACAGUAUGGAGCACCAGAGACCAACACAGACACUUCCAGGAGCUCACCUACCAGGAGAUACCCCAGGCGAUUUUUCCCCGGGAUCUGGCCUGUAUGUCCACCAUGAUGACGUUUGAGUACCUGAGCCAGCUGUGCCAGAACAAGGAGCAGGUGUACCCUCCCAUCGGGGCCGCUGCAGGGGGACCCCUAGCCUCUGAGGACUGCAUCCACACCGUUCCCUUCCAGUUUGACCUCAUUGAGCUGCUGCCCAAGUGCCAACAGAUAGAGAUCUUCUUCCUCACACUCAGCAGAGUGGAGAAUGAGGUGUCCCAGGGCGCCCCCUACUCGGCCAACGAGCUCCUGCUUAGUCUGUUUCACAGCAGCUUGCAAAACGAGCUCAGUGACCGCGAGAUCACAUUGGCUGAUUAUGAGAACGUCACCUUCAUGCAUCACAUCCUAGACAGGGAACGAGAUGGACAUGUUGCACCCUUCUCUCUACCUGUCAUCAGAGAAGAGUGCCUGAAACCUCCAGAGAGACAGGACACAGUGAUGUCAUUCCAAACUAUAGGGAGCAGUAAAGAAGUGACGGGGUCCACCUGUACCCUACAGAGUUUCAGCAAUGCUGACCUGGUGGACGAGGAGUCAGUCCCAGUUGAGAGGGAUGGGUCUACCCCUCAGUGGAAGUGUUACGCCAAGUACAUCAGCCCCCAACAGAUCCUCCUCACCUUCCUCCCUGACACCUUCACAGAUGUCCAGAUGUUGAUGUCAUCUGGGCUGGACACAGAGCCCCAGGGUAACGGAGAGGAUGAUGACACCCUGACAACCAGCAACAAAUCACAGGCCGAUUCUCACUCUGUCUCCACCAAUGGGCUGGAUGGUGGGUUGACUGGUGAUCUGAUGUCCCCCCUGCUCUCCCCUGGUGGUGGUGGUCCUGUGGGACCCAGGUCGCGCCUGCUCUCCCCUGGAUCUGGGAGCUCCAUGGUGGAGCAGGACAACUGGGAGAGCCGGCCCUGUGAGCCAGAAAAUGGCACCAAAGGUGUGGAUGAGAGGGAUGGGGUGCAGUUUGCUGAGCCCCAGAAGGGAGACUUCCACAUCACGUUCAGUCGCCAGGUGUGCCAGCAGAGCUCAGGGGACUUGUCCCGUCCGUGCUUCCCUGUAUACGUCUAUAACUGUUCCCUGGACUCUCUGAAGAACCAGCUAGUCCAUCCCCAUUUCAACAGGCAGCCAAGGGACAUCUUCUUCAGGUCCCUAUCUCAGGAACGCAGCAGCACCUCCUCCUGGACAGACCUGAUGUCGCAGCCUCAUAAACACAAGGAGCUGGCCAACUACUGCAGCCUGCUACAGGAGCACUACCACCACAGCUACGUCAAACGUAAUGCACUACCACCACAGCUACGUCAAAGCUACUCAAAGGUAAUGCACUACCACCACAGCUACGUCAAAGGUGUGUACCGCAGCCUACAGCAGUCCUACAACAUCAGUUCCCAGGACGUGCUGACAGCCAUGGACUACUGUGAGGAGUCUCUCCAGGAGAUAGACAUCACUUCCUUCCUCCAGACACUCUGCGGACACAUCCGGGAGUUCCGGGAGAGCCAUGGAGACGGAGGGGUCAGGGGUCACAGCAGCACCCCCUCCACCUUCACCUUCGGAGAGGCAGAGGAGGAAGGGCUUGCCGAGAGGGGACCCAUGGCCUCCUCAUCCAGUAUUGAGAUGGAGGAUGUGAGUGAGGCAGAGUCCAGAUGGAAGACCCCGGCCCCCACCUCCCAGCUCGGCCUGGAUGAAACCCCCAGGACCACCAGGAUACCAGAGUUCCCUCUGUCCCUUCUCCACCUGCAGCAGAAGUGUGAGGUCUACCCUGACCUGCACAAAAUCAUACAGGACAAAUUCAUGGAAAUUGGGGCUCAGUACUUCAAGACCGUGCCUUCCAAUCCCCACUACUUCUUCUACUGCCCACCAUCAUCUAAGAAAGUGGACUCUGAUGGGGAAGAGAAGAGACAACCUAGUGAAGAGGUUGUAUCAGAGGCUGAGCCUGCUACAGAGGACGAGUACAUGUCGGGCUGUUGCAUCGUGACAGAGAGCGACACAGACCUGGAGGUAGAGUACCAGGAGAGGCCUGGAGGCCGGAGAUCCCUAGGGGCAGACGGAGAGGGGGAGGAUGAGUCCCUGUCUGACUCCAACACCGUGAACCAGGACGAGGACUCAUUCAGCAUCCUAGAGGGAGACAGCCUGUUGGAGCCAGAGGGGCCACAGCCUGAGAUGCCCCCACUGUUCAUCCACCUCACCUGCUCUGUUAACAUGAAGAGCUGCCAUGGAUCCAUGCCCAUAACCACGCUACCCACCUGCCUGGGUGAGGUGAUCACGUGUCUGGAGAAUGCAGACACCCUGCAGGCUGUGAAUCUGAAUAAUCUGUCUGUCACACUGGACAUCUUUGUCCUCACCUUACCCCUGGAGAUAGAGGACAUGCAAUCAGACUUGAGACACAACAGGUACACGUCAGAGAGCAGUGUCUCUCUGAACCGUUCUCCAGGUCAGCCCUCCUCCUACUGCUCUGAUGAGGAUGUGAUGGGCAACCUGGACAGCCUCAGAGGAGUAGGGUUUGACGGGGUUGGAGGAGACCCUUUGUCCAAUCUCCCAAUUCCCCAUAAACUUGCCGUGUUAGCCACCAUGGAUGAGAUCCGUUGGCUCCUGGAGGAUGAGAUCGUGUCAGCUCUGCGUCACUCCCGGGUCAUCAGCUCGUCCACGCUACAGAAGGUGGCGGAUCACGUGUUUCGCUCAGGCGGGCGACCACGCUGUCACUGUGAGGUCGUUCCCCUGCAGUUUGUUUUCGGCCCUGAGCAGUCCCUGGAAAAGUUCAAAGAGGAGUUCCAUAGCAUGUCAUUCUCAGGUUACCUGCUGAACAGAGAGCAGGACAACUUCCACUACAUGUCUCUGAGUAGACUCCACCCACAGAGGAUCCAGGCUGCUAAGAGGCUGUCUGAGAGCACUGUUAACACUGAGGGGGCGGGACAGGCCUCCCAACCCACCAAUCACUGUGCUGAUGUGGACGACAGUACCAGGGCUCUGUCCAAUCAUGGUGCACCAGGAAGAAGACCUGACCACGAAGCAGAGGUGGAGAGGGUGGAGCUAGACAGUGAGGGAGAAGAGAAGACGCCUGCCGUCGGGGCUCUUAGUGAAUCUGGUAGUGACCCAGCCCAGGACCCCAGCAACCCUCCAGCCAAACCCACCCGGGCUGAUUCAGAAGAGGGCCCCAGACCUCGGUUGAGCUCAGUCGGUGCCACCUCCACAGCGGCGGGGGAUAGACCACGGGUGAGUUCUGUUGGUGCCUCCACCGGCCGACCCCGACUGAGCUCUGUAGGCAGAGGAGGAGAGGUGAUGGGACCUCAGCUGAGCUCUGUAGGCUCCUCCUUCACGGCCAUGGGGGAUCGAGGCCAGCUCACCACCCCUCAACUCCAGCCCAGCACCAGCACCGACCGCUCCUCAGAAUACACCACGUCCCCCAAGACCCCCUCCACAGUCAGCCUGGCCGAGUCGGUGCAGUCCACCACCCACAGUAGUGGGAAGCUGAGGCCCAGCAGAGUACAGAGUGUGGUCUCCAGUCAAGGCAGCCUGGACUCUGACAUGCUGGGUUAUGAUGGUGGCAGCAGUGACUCAAGAGGGGGGGGGGAGGAAGAAGAGGAGGUGCCAGAGUACUUACGGUUGCAUCAGAUGGUGGUGAGGAAGAUUGGGGAGAUCUGCCGUAUAGUCAAUCAGUGUCUGCUACUCCAAGACCUUAAUGACAGCCACGUGUGUAACUCUCUCCUGGUGGCAGAGAGUGAAGAGGAUAUCUGGAAGAACGAGUCCCUGCACAGACUGAGACUGGCAAACUCUGACGAUUACAAUGCAGAGGAGACCUACCAGCCGCGGGACUACCUUGCUGCCACCAUGCAGUUCAUCCCAGGUCACUUUGCCUGUGAGGUGGUGUGGAGCACUGUCAUCCACAUCCACCCUCGCCUCAAGAUGGGACCCAACAUGGGUGUGUCCAGGGCUAUCCAGGCUCUGCUGUCAGUGCUCAACGCCAUGUGUGUGGUUAACAGGAAGAGCAUGUUUGUCUAUCAGGAGCGCACCACCAAAUCAGUCUUCUACCUCCGACUUUCUGAGACGUCACAAACAGGGAAGUACUCUGACCUGGAUGGCAACCUGCGCCCCAUGUCUCGCUGUGUCGGCCUCGCCCGGAGCCAGGAGCCCCUCUUCUCUGAGGACCUCACGGGCUCCCGGUCAUUUCUGGAAGGUGCUCGGCCAGUGGGACAGGUGGACAAACACAUCCUGUUGCUGGUGCAUGGAGUGGGAAGUGCUGGUCCGGAGAUCACAGAUGAGCUGGUGAAGGUUCUGAAGAAGCGUCUGGAUGAGACAACCCUGGACAUCAUCACCAUCAUGCUGGGCAGGAACUGCAAACUCACCCCCGCUGACGUGGAGUUUAUCCAGCCGUCAGGCUCUCCAGCCACUGAGGUGAUGGAGUUUACUCUACCGCAGUGCUUCAUUCCCUGGACCCAUGCUGUGGCCCACUACCUCAGGCAGAACCUGCUGAUCUUCCUCCACAUCCCCAAGUACACAGACAGCUACGUAGAACACCACUUCAAGCACUACUUCAAUCAGAGCAGUGAGCUUCCUGACUCUGAUAUCUACCUCUACAAUAAGCCUGGGGGCCAGGGGACCGGAGGUAAAGGUAUUGCCUCUAUCGCCCUGUCGUUCGUGGACCCUCAAGGAUUCCCCCUGCAGGUUCUUGCCCAGGACUGCACUACACCACCCAGAGGAGACCCCUCCACCAUCCUCCUACAGCCAGAACAGUUUGACGCCCUGACAACUGUCAUCAAGGUGGACUCCAACAACCUCCGCUCAGGGUCAGAGAUGAGGGUACGAUUUGACAUCUGGGAGCAAGGUAACGUUUCCCCCCUCCAGCUGACUGACAAGCUGCGAGGAGCCCUGCGCCAUGCCCUCUGUGAUGUCAUCAUGGAACUGAGGGUCCUGCCUAAUCCGCUGUGUCUGGAGACAUUCUAUACCACACCUGGGAGAGAUCAGAGAGAAGACACAACUAACGGUCGUUUAAGUUCUCCUCCAUUGGAAGUGAAGGAAUUUAAGCACAGCUUCCUGCCUCGUAGUGGCAUUAGGAGUGUUAAGAACAGCCCCUCUCCAAUCACUCUGAUCCCUCCCCCCUCUGGGACCAGCCGCAACACCGGACCAAGCACCCCCGAGUCUACCACACCCACCGGCAAAACCACCCGCCGAAGCUUCUGGGAAAUACUGAGCAAGCCAGAUUCAUCUGAGCUGGGGAUCCCUAAGACGACUGAGGACAUCGUUCAGGAGAAGGGGGAGGAGGGUCGGACACGUAGGAGACACAAGACAGAGAACAUGAAGCAGCAGUGGAGCCAGGAGAAGGGGGAGGAGGGUCGGACACGUAGGAGUCACAAGACAGAGAACAUGAAGCAGCAGUGGAGCCAGGAGAAGGCCAUGGCUGUAGAACUGGAGCAGGCCCAGAGGAGACACGUGUCCCAGCUAGAGGAGGGGAACGUUGGGACCCUACACCCUCUGUACCAGGUCACCUGUCAGCCCUGGAUCACCUUCAUGGCUAAACUUGGAUGCCCGUCCAUUCAGCAGUGCACCGCUGAGAUUGCCUCCCAGUUCCUGCUUCCUCCCAUCCUGACAGAUAUUGUCAAUUUGGUCAGCUCCCUGGCCAGUGACACCACAGUCAAGGUGUUCGAGAGGAUAAGUUGUCCCCAAGGAGACAUCUUUGUUCCCCUGCCUCUGAUCCAACACCUCAGCCAACCACCUGCCACCUCUAGAACCUUCAUCCUCAUUGGACGGAACUUCCACCAGUGGCAUUGCAGCACAGAGCAAGCUAGCACCUAUAGAGCUGUCUGUUGUCAGUGCCUGCAUCCUGCCAGUGCCUGCAUCCUGCCAGUGCCUGCAUCCUGCCAGUGCCUGCAUCCUGCCAGUGCCUGCAUCCUGCCAGUGCCUGCAUCCUGCCAGUGCCUGCAUCCUGUCAGUGCCUGCAUCCUGUCAGUGCCUGCAUCCUGCCAGUGCCUGCAUCCUGUCAGUGCCUGCACCCUGUCAGUGCCUGCAUCCUGUCAGUGCCUGCAUCCUGCCAGUGCCAUGCUGUUUGUUUGUGCUCAUCUCUAUUUGCCCACAGAAGACAGUUCAGAUGAUGAGAACACCCCUGUGCUUAGUAGGUUCACACCUCAUAAAGGCUUCCAGCGCUUCGAGGCCUUGGAUCAGUCUGAUUGGUUCAGCCCAGGGCAGUCCUGGAGGGGCGUGGCCCCAAGGCAGAGGAUUCUCCUAAUACACAUCCUGAAGAAGAAGGUGACCCUGUACACCUAUAACUGGUCAAUGGACCUAGGAGCCUCUCUGAAUCGUGGGCUGGUGAGGCUGGUCCAGUGGCAGAACGCCAGGGCCCACGUUCUCCACUGUCUCCUCAACCAGAAGAUGGGUCUCUUCCACCACUGCUGCUUCUCUGACACACCGGCCCACGAAGACCUCAAACAGGAGCCCAACCCGUUCCUGAACCCGACCAUGGAGGCGGAUGCCCUGCUGAGGAGCCCGGUGCCUAGCAAGGACCAGGGCAAGCUGUUUAGCGCCGUCCGCUCCCUGGCCCCACUCCACUUCCACUCGGAGCUGGUGCCCUUUGACGAGGCCCUCAGGGACUUGGGGACGGGCCGCCCCCUGGCCAGUGCUCAGGACGGGGCUGACGUGGUGGCUCGGCAUGGGACCCAGCUACAAGAGGUCAAGGCUUCAGAACGCAGAGAGAUGGAGAAGCAGAUGAAGAUUGAGAACCUGUUUGUGACUUGGCAGCAGAGGUCAGCGCAGUCCAACAUGCCCAUCUCAGUGGUGGACUUGGACACUCUGAAGCAGUCAUCCAGACUAGUGCACUAUUGCGUCACCCCUCUGCUCUUUGACCCCGUGUUCAGGAAGCAGAUCCAGGAAGAGCAGAUUGUCCAACCUCAACAGGUCAAGAAGCGUCAUCGCUCCAGUGACUCCACGGCGUCUGGCAGGGACCGUAGCUACAGCACAGACUCAGCUGACAUGCUGCCCAGCCGGCUGAGAGAGGAGCCCUGGCUGCAGGACAUCUCUAACACCUUCCUCCAGCAGUAUGUUCAGUACCUCCAGAGUAUGGGCUUCAUCCUGGUCCAGGUCCGGCCACAGUCCCCCGCACGCAGCAUCGCCAGGGCCCGGGCAGCCAUGUUCAGCUCAUUGUCGUCAGAGAGGCAGUCCUUCUCCUAUAACAAGACCAGGAGCGAGGACAGCCCUAAGAGCACAGGGUCGGGCACUACCGCAUACCACCUCCAGAGGGCGAUGCCAGGGGGCAUCGUAUUGAUGGAGCUUGCCUUUCAGGGUUGUUACUUCUGUGUGAAGCAGUAUGCUCUGGAGUGUUCACGCAUCCCCAUGGGACAGACCGUCAACUCUCAGCUCUCCAUGCUUUUCACAGAGGAGUGUGAUAAGGUGCGUGACCUGAUACAUGUGCACUCGUUCAGCUAUGACUUCCACUUGCGGGUGGUGCACCAGUACCUGGUGGGCUGUCACAUGACCCUGUGGCAAGGAUACCAGCUGACCGGCUUCCUGGAGGACUUCAUAGCCCAUCACCCUGACAUCCCCAAGUUCGGACGAAACCACGUCUUCCAGGGGAGUUUCUCCAUCUCUACAGGGAUGAUCACAGCUCACCAGCUGUAUAACUACAUCACUGACCACGCUGGCACCUACGGCAUGAAGCCCCUUCGCAUGUCCAAGGCUGCAAUGACCAGCGAUGGCAAGAAGGGAGCACCACCCAGCAGUGACUUGCAUGAGUACGGUCUGGUGGCACUGUGGAACAGCUCGGGCUCUUACAAGGACCUUGAAGGCCUGCGUCACCAUGACGAUUUUGACGUGUCCCUGCUGGUGUGUCACAAUGCCGCUCCGUUUGAGGAGCAGUCGGAUGGAGAGAGACAUCUUCUGAGGCUGCGUUACUACGUGAUAAUGACCAGCCAGAGAGAGCUGUUCCCCCGGCUGACGGCUGACAUGCGCCGCUUCAAAAAGCUUCCCCAGAUACACCGUGAGGUCAGCGACCUGGCAGGAAGGGUUCCCCUUGAGAGAGGUACAGAACCAGGCGGGGCACUGGAACUUGAACUGGACCUCUGGGAGGAGACCCCACCUGCAGCCUCAGCCCCAGACACCUUCAUCUCUACCCCCAGCGAUGGGAACGAGUUCUAUCCUCUGACUGGCCCCCAGGGGUCUGGGGCCCAGGGUCUCCUCUACCCCUCUCCUCUGUUCCCCCUGCUCAAUCAGGAGGUGGGCUGUGCGCGGAGGCAGAUCCAGGCGAGCGUGGAGCAGGCCAUGGGCCACUGUCGCAGGGACAACCUGUGGAGGAGGCUGCUCCAUGGAGAACACCAGCACCUGGCCAUGGACAAGCUCAAGUUGAGCAAACUGUCCUUCAGCGAACUGGAGGAGCUCCUCAACGCCGUGCAGAGUCGAUCUGUAGGGGAGAUAGACCCCCAGCUGGACUGUUUCUUGACCAUGAGUCCCAGCUGGUACCAGAGUCUGAUCAAAGUGCUGCUGACUCGCUUCCCUCAGAGCUGCCGACACUUUGACGAGAGUGGCAUUCAGUAUCUGGCUGUCCUGAACCAGAAAUUCACUGACUGCUUUGUUCUGGUCUUCCUUGACACUCAGGCAGGAAAAACAAGCCUCAAGGUUGUAUUUAGGGAGCCAUUGCCAUCCCAACUGCAGCCUAGCAACAGCCCCCCGCCCCAGCUGGUGUCCAUGUAUCAUCACCUGGAAUCUGUGAUCAACACAGCCUGCUUCAACCUGUGGACAGGCCUGCUGUAGGCCUGGAGGGCCAAUCAGGGCCAGGUGGGCCACAGAGAAACAGGCUGCUGGGAGGUGUAGUUCCAGACAGGCGACUUCAUUUAUAGGCCGUCUUGGCAUGUGGGACACCAAAAAAGGAUGUUAUUGUUGAAAAGUGCUAAAUUAGCGAAUCAGAGAGAGUUCACAUGUCAAAGCUUCCUGUGCAAUUUAUCAGUGGUUUACUCAUUCUACCACUGGGAGAAAAGAUACACACUAUUGUUAAAGGGAUAGUGCUAGAUUUUGGCAAUGGCUGUACCUGUAGACUUCCAGUCAUUGCGCUAAUGCUAGUUAGGCUCGCAAAACUACCUUAAACUUCUUUCAAACUGCACGCAGAGACAUACAAAUGGUAUCCAUGAGUUCAUCUGACAUUGAAAAUAUCUUGCACCAUCCCUUUAAAGCUACAAUCGUUAAUUGAAACAAUAACAAAGCGGUCACCCGGCCUGUGUUUUGGUAAAAAGCUGAGGGAUGUGCCUGGAGGAAUUUA